This is a messenger RNA of Cryptotermes secundus, 3020 nucleotides long. It is a transcript of the gene Sec3, whose product is annotated as exocyst complex component 1. Gene Ontology annotation, biological process: Golgi to plasma membrane transport; exocytosis. NCBI's taxonomy places the organism in Eukaryota, Metazoa, Arthropoda, Insecta, Blattodea, Kalotermitidae. The transcript has 16 exons. Bases 226 to 2877 code for a protein of 883 amino acids. Gene Ontology annotation, molecular function: phosphatidylinositol-4,5-bisphosphate binding. Gene Ontology annotation, cellular component: exocyst; plasma membrane. The record is from RefSeq and is a predicted model, not a curated record.
AUCCGUGGGACUGUCCGAACUGUCUGUGCCCUAACAGCUGACAGACUCUACGUUGAGUAUGGGUUAUGUCUCCAUGUAUUGCAAAAUGAAAUUUAUUAUGUAGGCUAGGUAACGCAGAAUUUGCUGUAUAGUCUACAGAUGAUUUGUGGAUUGUUAAUGUUAAUUUUCAGUUUGGUCAUUUGCUGGACGAAAUGUAACAUUUUUCUGUGAACAAAGUUUUGAAACAUGGCUGCCAUUCGACACACACUACAACGUGAUGUUUUCCAGCCAAAUGACGAACAUUUGUUAGCAAUUGUCCAUGUUAGCAAGUUGCUUAAGAAGAAGAAAACCAGCUUCCUGUGCAUUGCUAUUACAACAGAAAAGCCUAUAUGUGUUUCUAUUUACCAGGUUAAGAAGACUGAUAAAAAUGUAUUUAAGAAAAAGAGGUCAUGGAUGCUGAGUGAACUUAAAUCAGUUGAUGGAAAGAAUAUAUCUGGUGAUACACAUGAAUUUGAUUUACAGUUUGAUAAGGUAUUCAAGUGGUUUGCCAUAAACCUGCAAGAAAGACAAAAUUUCCUUGUUGUUCUAUGGAAGCAGUGUUUCAAGCAUCUUCCAAAGCAGAAGCCACAGUUCCAUAACUUACCAGAAGAAUGGAUUGGAGACACAGGACUCUUUGUUGAAAAUGAAGUGGCUAUAACACCAGGUUAUGUUGAACCAGUGGAAGCUGAGGACUACUUGGUUCUGACAGACCGGGAAGAACAGGAUCUGGAAAAGCUCAUGUCACAGUGUGAAUCUGGAAUCAGCAAUGCUGAAUCUUUUAUGGAAAAUCUAGCAAAGGAUCUCUCUAUCCUUGAUGGGGAGAACGUGCACAGUGUGUUAGCUUCAGAACAGCAAGUGGCGCAACUGAUGGUGCAAAUUGAAGCAGCUAUUGCAGAAGCUGAGCAAGUAGAAGCUCGUCUGGACUCUUACGAUGAAAUUCUCUGCCAUAUAAGAGACACAAUGGAAAAGAUGGAAGAAAAGAAUCUCCUUAUUGAAGUUGCAAAUCAAAAUAACCAGAAGCUUCUCUCUGAAGUAGAACAUGUCAUUUCUCAGUUGGAUUUACCUCAUAAGCAUCAAAUGGCUCUCAUCGAUUCUGAUCUUACAAGUCCUCAUGGUCUACAGAAUGCAGUAGCAGCAGGCAAGGCUUUGUUGGCAGCAAUGAAUGCUGAGAUCCACCCAGCUCUGGUACGACUAGCUGCAGUACAGGAGCAGAGAAAGAGGUUUGACAAGUGGAAAACGAAGUUCUCACAGACGAUAUCUAGACACCUCAAUAACCUUUUUAUACAUCUGGGUAAUGAUGCUGGUGAGACUCUCAGUUUCCAUGCCAGUGAUUUGACUUUACCAAAGCAUAACUCGAUCCACAGAGAGCUGGAAGUAUACACAGAAUUAAUGCACUGGUGCAAAGCUAUGGAUCGAAAAGCUUACACAGCUCUCACUAAGGUGUAUACCAACUCUCUCAGUAAACUCUAUGAACGAGAUAUUAAACAGUUCUUCGAGGAAGCAAAACAACAGAUUUCAGGAAUGAGGGAAAAGAAAGGUAAAGGAAGUGGUUCUAAUCAAGAUAUCACUGGGAAGUUGAAACAGCAGGCCCAAAAUUUUGGAGGACCAGCCAAAUCCCCUCAGCCCUCAGGUUUGCUUGGCCUGGAACGUGAUCAGUGGUGUGUUGAUGUGGAUGCGGCUGAGAGGCAGCGCUUUGAUGAGGUUCUGGAAAGAGCACUGGCUGAACUGGAACCUGUAUGCCUUGCAGAGCAGAACUUCUGUGUCAGCUUCUUUCAGCUAGAUGUCCUUAGUCCAACAACAAAAAACACACAGACGACUUUAGAUGGUCUGGGAACAGAUUCCAAAAGUGAAACAGAUGCUAUAUCUACAGCUUCCCUGCCUUUAAAGAAGAUGGAAAAGCAAAUCAAUGAAGAAGUUCGUCGAAUGAUGGGAGACUUGUUUGGCUGUCUUGAACCUGAGCUAGUCAGUUUUAUUGCAUAUUACGAGAAGAUGGACAGUUUUUACUGCAUGUAUGUGUUGGUGCGAUUAAGCCAACAUGUAAUGUCAGCCCAGGAUACAGGUUCAUUCCUUAGCAUGAGCUUUGCAUCAGCCUUGGUACAGGUGAAAAGAAAUUUUGACCGUUUCAUGCAAGCACAACUAAAGUCUAUUGAGGACACUAAAGUUAAUCGCAAGAGCAAAUGUGGCCUUCUCCCAUAUGUGGCUAAUUUUGAGGAUUUUGCAAAGACAGCUGAAGCUAUAUUCAAAAACACUGACCGCCGUACUGAUUUAGAUAAGUGGUAUACGAAACUGGUUGGAGCAAUAUUUGAAGCAAUUCUACGUAAUGCAGCUGAACAUCAUAGAACUCCACAAGAAGUGAUAAAAAUGGAGAAUUUCCAUCACCUUUAUGCUCUUCUGUCAGAACUGAAAGUGGGUGUUCUGGAUGGGCUACGAAAAGAUGCCAAGCAGAAGUACAGUGAUGCAUUGAAGAUUUAUGUGACUCAGUACUUUGGAAGACCACUUGAGAAACUAAAUCUAUUCUUUGAAGGAGUUCAAGCCAAAGUAGCACAGGGUGUUAAAGAAUCUGAAAUCAGUUAUCAGAUGGCUUACAGCAAACAGGAGUUACGGAAAGUGAUCAGAGAAUACCCUGCCCGAGAGGUUAAAAGGGGUCUAGACAAUUUAUACCGCAAAGUUGAAAAACAUCUGUGUGAAGAGGAAAAUUUGCUUCAGGUGGUAUGGAGAGCAAUGCAAGAAGAGUUCAUACAACAGUAUAAAUAUAUUGAAGAAUUAAUACAACGAUGCUAUCCGGGUUCAAUGAUUGUGCUAGAUUUUUCUAUCCAAAAUAUUUUGGAAUUCUUUUCAGAAAUAGCACUAUCACAUUAAUUAAAGAACUUGAGGUCCUUUAAGUACAUUUAGAAGACAAUUAUCAGUAUAUGUAAAUAUUAUAAUUGAAAAAGUAAUAGUAUUUACUUUCCAUUAUUUGCCCUUAUGUGAAAAUAUAUGGUAAUCUAAUUUUGAUUUUUUAA